AAACAAACCACUUCCUCGAAGUUGAUGCUCAUAUGACUAAAGCAUAGCAAGGCGAGUGAUGUGUACUGUAACUCUGACUCUGUUUUGUGCAAUAAUAUGUUGUUCCCUGACAGAAAAGGCACCAAAUAUUUCAUCUCCAAACAUCAUCAUCAUGCUCAUGGAUGAUAUGGGUUGGGGUGACUUGGGAGUGUUUGGCCAGCCUUCUAAAGAGACCCCCAACCUGGAUGAGAUGGCCGCUCAGGGCAUGCUGCUUCCAAAUUUCUACACUGCCAACCCACUCUGUUCCCCAUCCAGAGCUGCAUUACUCAGCGGGAGGUUGCCUGUCAGAAACGGCUUCUACACCACUAAUGCCCACGCCAGAAACGCAUACACACCACAGGAGAUAGUGGGAGGAAUCUCUAAGGAUGAGAUUUUGUUACCCCAGAUGCUGAAGAAAAAGGGCUACGUCAGCAAGAUAGUUGGCAAGUGGCAUCUGGGCCACAGACCACAGUACCUGCCUCUGGAGAAUGGUUUUGAUGAAUGGUUCGGUGCACCAAACUGCCACUUUGGCCCCUACAACAGCAGCGUCAGACCCAACAUCCCUGUCUACAACAACUCUGAGAUGGUUGGCAGAUACUAUGAGGAGUUCAAGAUUGACAGGAAAACUGGAGAGUCCAACCUCACACAGAUGUACUUGCAGGAAGGCCUUGACUUCAUAUUGCGUCAGACUGAGGCACACCGGCCCUUCUUCCUUUAUUGGGCAGCUGACGCCACUCAUGCCCCUGUCUAUGCCUCCAAGCGCUUCCUAGGGCAGAGCCAGCGAGGCCGGUAUGGCGAUGCAGUGAUGGAGCUAGACUACAGCGUCGGUCAGAUCUUGUCAUUGCUGCAGAAUCUGGGCGUAGAAAAUAAUACCUUUGUCUUCUUCACCUCAGACAACGGAGCUGCUCUAACGUCUGGGCCAAAUGAAAGUGGCAGCAAUGGGCCAUUCCUCUGUGGAAAGGAGACAACUUUUGAAGGGGGCAUGAGGGAGCCUGCUAUUGCCUGGUGGCCUGGACACAUCAAAGAGGGCACGGUGAGUUUCCAGUUGGCCAAUGUGAUGGACCUGUUCACCACCGGUCUGGCUCUGGCUGGCAUCAGCCCUCCUGAUGACAGGACCCUUGAUGGACUAGACUUAACACCAGUCCUGCUAAAGCGCUCACACACCCUCCAAAACAGGCCGAUCUUUUAUUACCGUGGGAACGAGCUGAUGGCUGUGAGGCUUGGACAAUACAAGGCACACUACUGGACCUGGAGCAACUCAUGGGAGGAGUUUAAAAGUGGCAUCAACUUCUGUCCAGGUCAAGAGGUCCCGGGUGUGACUACUCACGAGCAGAAAGAGCACACAAUGCAGCCAAUCAUCUUCCAUCUGGGACGGGAUCCUGGCGAAAAGUUCCCUAUCAGGGUUACGACUAAGGAGUACCAGGAUGUGCUGAGCAGGAUCUCUCUGGUUGUGGAGAGCCAUAAAAAGACUCUGGUGCCCGGUAUUCCCCAGCUUAACAUGUGUGACGUGGCCGUGAUGAAUUGGGCCCCUGCAGGCUGUGAGAAGUUGGGAAAGUGUCUCAAAGUGCCCAAGUCUGGGCCUUGGAAGUGUGAGUGGCCACACUGAGAGCAAAACUACAGAACCAGACACCAGGAUGAGGAAGCAAAACCUCCCGAAAGAUGUGCCUUUCUACAGAACAACAAACAACCUUAUUUUAUAAAUGUUUAUGUUUUUGAACUCUUUGUUAAAUAGUUUCUGUACACUGUUAACAUGUGGUGAAACCAAAAGGGAAUUAUAAUAACAUUACAUUGAUCAUGCAGAUAGCUUUUACAGUUGUAAUUUUAAUGAGCCAGCACAACUUCUACCUGACCUGGAGGAACAGUGCGUCAGUGGUUUAAGUCACAACUCAUUUGAGUGGUGUAGAACAGAUAGGGAAAUGUAUUUAUUUUGAUCAUGCCUAAAUCAGAAUCAGCAUGGGAUUUAUUACCAAGUCAGCAGUGUGACAUGUGAUGAUAUGUGCAAUGUGCAAGAUAAAAUCCAAGAGAUGUGUAUUUAUGUAACACAUAGAUUCAGUUUGAGCAAUGGGUAAAGUAAAUAAAUUGUACCAUGUUGGAUUAUGUAAUUCAUUCUGUAUGUCUUCUACAUGCAUACUGCAGAAAGUGGUUUUCAAUAAAAAAAAAAUUUUUUUUUUUCUUGUUA
This is a messenger RNA of Dicentrarchus labrax (European seabass), 2197 nucleotides long. It is a transcript of the gene galns, whose product is annotated as galactosamine (N-acetyl)-6-sulfatase. The coding region runs from base 59 to 1624 and encodes 521 amino acids. Gene Ontology annotation, molecular function: N-acetylgalactosamine-6-sulfatase activity; arylsulfatase activity. The transcript is spliced from 14 exons. NCBI's taxonomy places the organism in Eukaryota, Metazoa, Chordata, Actinopteri, Moronidae. The record is from RefSeq and is a predicted model, not a curated record.